GAAAUGGAGAAGGUGGCACCACCCCUCUUCUGAAGCAAUCUUACCCUUCCCUUUCUCAACGGGCGAAAAGCAGGUGAUCUGAUAAGAUGUUGUAGUUUUAAGCACUCUGCUGAGAAAAGAACAUCCCAUCGGUCAGUAACCAGAGGCCUCCUACAGAUAUAGCAGCAGCACUGCCGUGUCUUCAGCACUUCUUCCAGAGUCACACAUACUCUCACUUCAGUUUGUUUGGGCCACAAGAUUCAAAAUGUCUGAUUCCACCUCUAUUAUGGAGUUUAGCGGGACACAUCAAGCCUUCAGAGACCGCUGGGCGAAGACGGAUGAUGAGAUGUGCAAGCACAGCAUGUCUUUCCACCUGCACAAAACUUUGAGGAAGGAGUUCUUUGCCAGCUACCUGUAUCUUCUGGAGCAGAUUCCUCUGGUGAAACUCUAUGCCUUGACCUGUGAGUACAUUAAAGGGGAGAAGCAGUUUUACUACAGAGCACAGAACUUCUACAAGGACGUGCCGCCAUCAGAAGAGGGCAUGAUGGGAGAUUUUGUGGAAAUAUCAGACAUUGACCUUGAAGGCUCAAGACAGUUCCUGAAGAAGUUUGUUGGUCCAGGAAAGGCUGGCACCAAGCUUGCCUUAGACUGCGGCUGUGGAAUCGGCAGAGUGUCUAAAGGGGUUCUGUUCCCUGUGUUUGAAUCAAUGGAGAUGUUAGACAUGAUGGAGGAGUUCAUCCUCCAUGCUCACGAGUGUUACCUUGGGGAUUAUGCAGACCGGGUGGAGUCCUACUACCUGUACAAUCUGCAGGACUUCACUCCCUCCAGAAAGAAAUACGAUGUCAUCUGGAUGCAGUGGGUCGCCUGUCAUCUAACUGAUAAAGACCUGAUGGAGUUUUUAAUGCGUGCAAAAGAAAGCCUGAGGCCCAAUGGUGUGAUCAUCAUGAAGGACAAUAUGGCGCGGCAGGGCUGCAAGCUGGACCCCAUUGACAGCAGCAUCAUUCGCCACUUGGACAUCAUGAAAGGCAUUAUUCAGAGAGCCGGCCUCAACAUCCUGGAUGUGGAAAAGCAGGAAGGCUUUCCUGAGGCCAUUGUUCCUGUAUGGAUGAUCGCCAUGCGCUGAACGAAGCAUGUAGGUUUAGAAGAAGCAGAGAAAGUUUAUAUAUGUACUUAUGUAUAGUAUUACAUAGGAUGUUUUAUUCCAUUUUUUAUGUUUUUCAAGUAGCAUUCUGACUGCUUUCACUGUAUAUUCUCAACUCAACCGUAAUUGCUCUCAAAAAAGUACAAGAGCUGUCACUAAGCAAAUUUUUACUUACCAGUGUUAAGUCACUUCAAAAAAAGUAUUGAAUUAUUGAUUACAUCAUUACAAUUGUCUGAAAGUAAUUAUUACUAGUAACUACUCAAUAAGUAUUUUAUUACUUGACUCUGUAGUUACUUAACAUCUAGAGAAGUGCUCAAGUAAAAGUACAAAUAAUCCCUUCAAAAAAUACUUUAAAGUACUUAAGUUUUACCCAGUGAGAUUAAUUCAAUUAACAGUUACUACUGAAUAAAAUCAGAGAUCUCCGCAAAAACUAACUUUCAGCAAAACUAAUUUUUACCUUUCUGAAAUACUUUAUAUAAUAAAGGCGAUGAAUUUUUAUUAAACAAAAGCACAUAAAACAAUCAUUUUGUUAGUUUACAUAAU
Molecule: messenger RNA, 1663 nt
Organism: Danio aesculapii
Lineage: Eukaryota; Metazoa; Chordata; Actinopteri; Cypriniformes; Danionidae
Gene: ntmt2
Product: N-terminal Xaa-Pro-Lys N-methyltransferase
Exons: 4
Coding region: 245-1102 (285 amino acids)
Biological process (GO): N-terminal protein amino acid methylation
Cellular component (GO): cytoplasm
Molecular function (GO): N-terminal protein N-methyltransferase activity
Source: RefSeq, a predicted model, not a curated record